GACCAGUACUCCGCAACUCCCUGUUUCCCCGAAUACCCCCCAGCCAGCCGCAUCUCGUCUCUGGGACGCCGCCUACCCCAAGUCCAGCUCCGCCUCGAUCUGCCCCUCGCCGGCAGCACGCCGCAAGUCCAGCGCCCCUCGCCGCAGCUGCUCCUAUCCUCCGCCAUCUGCUCAACUUCUCUCUCGCUCUUGUCUUCUCAAUUCUUUGUUCCCGUGGAUGGAUGCAGUGCAUGGAUAAUGGAUUAACUAUUCAAGUCUGGGCUGGACCAGCACACCUGGCUAGGGUUCUUUGCCGACGCGUGUCGCGCUCACGACCCGAGCCAAUCAGCUUCUCACUCUACUCAGUCCUCCUCUCCUCUGCGCCCGAUCAAGCUAGUGCCAAAACCCUAGCUCGCUCCCAACCCCGGCGGACGACGCCUCCCUUCCCAUAGCUUCGGCGCCCACCAUCCCUCUCUCCCUCCCACCCGCGACGCCCGGCUUCCAUCCAUCUCCCCCCGGCAAGCGAGGUUCGGCGAUGCCUAGACGGCGGUCGACGGCUGGGCGGAUGGACGCCGCCAUAGACCAUUCCAUCCCGAUGGGGUACAACAAGGCCCAAGUCCGCAGCGUGGUCAACACCCUCCUCAAGGUGUAUGGGACGGAAGAUGGGAACCAACCCUGGGCGCUCCUGGAGGACAACUGCUACCAGGUGGUGCAGGACGCGCUCUUCGAGAAGCAGGAGGAGGAGGAGCAGCAGUCGGAGGAGGAGGACGUCCAGGAGGAGGGCGGAGCUCAGCACCUUUUGCAGGAGCAGCAGCAUGAGGAGUUUGAGGAGGAUGACGAGGCUCCGCAACAAGAAGCAGCAAUGCACGAGGCACCAUUAGAAAACAACAUGACAAUUGUGAGGGUGCACAGUGACUUACCAUCUGAGGCUGCGUCAGCAGUUGAGGAAAAAGAGGAAGUUGUCCCUAUGACCAUCGAUGCACCUGCUCACAGAGCUGUGCUGCCACAGCCUCUACCUGCAGUUGUUGCUACGGAUGGAUCAGUGAGUCCGAGAGUGAUUCGGACUAUGAAGAACAUUUUGGUAAUCGGCAACAUGAGGCGCCUGUCCCAACUCCAGGAGGAGACGGGCUUUGCAACAAGAAGCGGCCAAGUAGAUGGGAUGUGAAGUGAAGUGCAGCACUUAACAGGAGAUGAGGCUGAUGCAAGUUCACAGCAAGAGUGGUGGCAGUGGCUAGUUGAUGUGGUCUGAAGAACUGACUGAAUUUGCAGCCGUACUGUAAUGCUAUGCUAGUAUAUACAUGUAUGUGUAGUAAUCUGGAGAACUGGGUUUGCAGUGGUAAUGUGACCCUAGUAGUAUAUUCUGCGUGAAGAAUGUAAGAACGGCAUGGCUGUUGCUGGCUAAUUAGGUAAUUUGACUCUAGUGUUUGUCUGGAUCAUGACCCCUGCGUUAGUUGGCUUGGCUGGAUGUCUUGCACAUUUGGGUUCGGGCUGAUCUGUUGUUGGCAGAGCUAUGUAACAGAUCAUAUGGCCUUAUGUAUUUUUAAUCAUGCAUGCAUGUUAGUAACUUGGCUGCA
Messenger RNA from Brachypodium distachyon (stiff brome), 1553 nucleotides. RefSeq names its product proline-, glutamic acid- and leucine-rich protein 1. The transcript has 5 exons. NCBI's taxonomy places the organism in Eukaryota, Viridiplantae, Streptophyta, Magnoliopsida, Poales, Poaceae. The record is from RefSeq and is a predicted model, not a curated record. Bases 515 to 1144 code for a protein of 209 amino acids.